GGCGGGAUUCCCGGAGGCGCCGGCGGCACCGUGGGGCCUCCCUCCCUGCCUCCCUCCGACCCCCGCUCAGCAUCGGGACACCGGAGCGAGAAGGCGUCUGAACUAACCAAUUCGUCACUGCCUCUUGCUGGAGAAAAUAAGAACUUUUAAGGAAGAGCCUUGAUCUCAUGAACGAAUCAACAGAUCUUGGGAAUGCAAGCACUCUGGAGCCAGUUAUACGGCUCAGGAAGGGACACAUGCCCAAUUCUGCUGGGCAAGAACAUGAUCAUAGCAACAAGUCCAGUGAGCAGGAACCUCUCUUAGUAGAACCAUCAGCAUCAUCUGAAAAGGAUUCUGGCAAAGAUGGGGAUGACAAUUCAACUCAGGAAGAUGAGGGCUUUAUGGGAAUGCUGCCUCUCCUCCAAGCCCACCAUGCAAUGGAGAGAAUGGAAGAAUUUGUAUGCAAGGUAUGGGAGGGCCGAUGGCGUGUCAUUCCCUUCGACGUCUUGCCUGAUUGGUUAAAAGACAACGACUACCUGUUGCAUGGGCACCGGCCACCCAUGCCUUCUUUCCGGGCUUGCUUUAAAAGCAUUUUCAGAAUACACACAGAGACAGGCAACAUCUGGACGCAUCUACUAGGAUGUGUGUUCUUUCUGUGUUUGGGGAUCUUCUACAUGUUCCGGCCAAAUAUGUCCUUUGUAGCACCCGUUCAGGAGAAGGUGGUGGUUGGAGUGUUCUUCUUGGGAGCCAUCCUUUGCCUUUCCUUCUCAUGGCUUUUUCACACAGUUUACUGCCACUCGGAAGGCGUUUCCAGGCUCUUCUCCAAGCUGGACUAUUCUGGGAUUGCUCUUCUCAUUAUGGGCAGUUUCGUCCCGUGGCUUUACUAUUCUUUUUACUGCAACCCUCAGCCCUGUUUCAUCUAUCUGAUUGUCAUCUGCGUCCUGGGCAUUGCAGCCAUCAUAGUUUCACAGUGGGAUAUGUUUGCAACCCCUCAAUAUCGAGGAGUACGAGCAGGAGUGUUUCUGGCCCUGGGCCUUAGCGGCGUGAUCCCCACCCUGCACUUUGUCAUCUCGGAAGGGCUUCUCAAGGCUGCCACCAUGGGUCAGAUAGGGUGGCUGGCCCUCAUGGCCUGUUUGUACAUCACUGGCGCUGGCUUGUACGCUGCUCGUAUCCCAGAGAGAUUUUUCCCGGGCAAAUGUGACAUCUGGUUCCACUCCCAUCAGCUCUUUCAUAUUUUCGUGGUGGCUGGUGCUUUUGUGCACUUCCAUGGCGUUUCAAAUCUUCAAGAGUUCCGUUUCACCGUCGGGGGAGGUUGCUCAGAGAACGAGAUGGAGUAAAAAUCCGUCGGCCCCUGUUGAGGAUCAUAACCAAAACUGAACCAUGGGAGCAGUCCAUCCACACUUUGCCUACAAUAGUGUGGAAGCUUUGCAGGGAAUCUUAAGUAUAAGAUGGGAGAAAUAUUCAUACCUCAAACAAUGGAGUGAAUUGGUUCGGAAGAAGUGGACAUUCUUAAAUCUUAAUUUAUUCCUGGGAUCUGCAACUGAAGCAAGAAAAAACAAAACCUUUUCUUAAUCAGCUUACGUUCAAUGCCAUAUUUAUUUGUAGAAAAUAAGAGAGGUUAUCUUGGGGAAGAGCUUGGCAAUUUUUUCUUUUUUCUUUUUUUUUUUUUUUAAAUCUAGCUUAAUUAAGAUUUGUAUCUUGUUCAGGUAAAUUGAUUUUUAGAUGCCCUUUUGGGAGAAAAAAAAUGUAAAUAAGAUUUCUAACUUUCUGUUUGAUUAAAAA
Molecule: messenger RNA, 1761 nt
Organism: Thamnophis sirtalis
Lineage: Eukaryota; Metazoa; Chordata; Lepidosauria; Squamata; Natricidae
Gene: ADIPOR2
Product: adiponectin receptor 2
Biological process (GO): adiponectin-activated signaling pathway
Cellular component (GO): plasma membrane
Molecular function (GO): signaling receptor activity
Source: RefSeq, a predicted model, not a curated record